AUGGAGCUCUCGUGCGACAUCGACGACAAUCGUUGGGUGGUCGUCCGGCCCUCCACCUCGUCGGAUGACCCUCUGUGCCUGGAGCUUCUCCUCCGCUGCAAGCACAACGACGCCAUCUUUGCCACCCGCGAAAUCAAGUGGACCCCGAAGGAGCCGAUGCCGCAAAAGCUCACCUACGACGCCGAGCUGUCGAUGAUCUCGCUGACGGGCAGCACGAUGAAGGUCGACACGCCAUAUAGUAUCAAAGCCGCGAAGGUGAUCUGCCCGGAUUUGGCCGACGCGCCGCAGCGUGUUAUCACGCUAAAAUCCUUCCGGAGCGCCGAGCCAGCAGCCGACUCGAGCGAUCGUCUCGGCAUCUUUCUCGCCAUUCUCGACCUCGUCAACUCACAGGGCCGCGACAAGGAGUGGAAGGCCCUGAAAAAGCGGGUGAAGAGCGUGGAGCAGAUGCCGGACCUGCGCGGCCACUUUUCGCACUACGAGCAGAAGCGGCUGAUCGACUGCCUCGACGCCAAGGAGGACAGCCCCUCGUUUCUCACCAUCGCCAAGGCCCUCGCCGCCGCCAAUGUUUUUGGGUACUUCAACAAGUUCGUGGAGCUGCUGACCGACGCCGGCCAGGACGAGCUGCUCGUCGAGAUGAUGGACGGGAUGGCCGUCAUGUCCGAGACGCUCUACGCCGGCAUCCUGGCCAUCAUCGCCAAGAAGGACAAGCCGGAGGCGCUGCCCCUUCUCGAACGACUCCUUUCCAGGGCCUAUGGCGAGCGGUUUCUCAUUGAGCAACUCCAAUCCCUCGACGCCACCACCGGCGCCCGGCUGGCCGACAUGCUGCUGGAGUUGAUCGGCGCCGGCAGCGAGGUCGUCUACGGACAGGCCCUCCGCCUGCUCUCUGUACUGCUCGACGCCCUCGGCAGCCGCUUCAUCUGGGGCGACGCCGCCCACGAGCAGCUACUGCCGAUGGCGGGAACGAUUGGCGAUUUGGCGGCCCUCAUCGACACGUUCAUCACGCUGGACUCGUGCCGCCACCGCGAGGAGCAGAUCAACGCAGCCAUCCCGGCCAAGUCCUACAUUAUCAGAAAGGUCAAACUCGUGCCGAUCGGCGGGAAAAAGAAGAACAAGAAGAAGAAGAGGACGACCUCCAUCGCCGGCGACGAACCCCCAAAGCAGCACAUCCCCGCCAAGCAGGACGAUGGCAAGAAGCCGAAACGGAAGCGCUCGGCCAAACGACCGCAAAAAGACGCCCCGGCAACCCCGGUGCCCCAAGCCACGCCUCUAGCUCAGCGCUCAAGGACCACCUCGGCCUCAAAAUCCACCGAACACACCCCGCUCGCCUCGCCCACGGCCCCGCCACGCAGCCGCCGCGCCAGCCUCCGCCAUUCCAUCGGCGCCGACGACAUCUUCGGCAAGGAGAACGCCACCGCCUCAGAAACCGGGCGCCGCUCCCGCAACCGGCACUCCACGUCUUCUAACGGAGCCCCAGAAGCCCAGGAAUCCGCUAAACUCCCCGAUGACGUCGCCAAACCCAGGAAAAGCCGCCGGAGCAGUGGCGCCUCGCUUCCGGAUGAGCCAAUGGACACCAGCGAGCCGCCGGAGACGCCGAAGACGCACAGGCGGUCGAGGAACGGGCUGUCGGCUUCGUCGAACGGGACGGUAGAUGACGUCGUCGAGGUGGAGAAGACGCCAAAAUCGGCUCGGCGUGCCCCAGAAGACGCUGUUGACGUUGGAAAAACGCCAAAAUCGGCUCGUCGUGCUCCAGAAGUGGUCGACGACGUCGUCAAGUCACCAAAAUCGGCUCGUCGUGCUCCCGAAGACGUUGUCGACGUCGGAAAAACGCCAAAAUCCGCUCGACGCGCUCCAGAAGCGGUCGACGACAUCGUCAAGUCGCCCAAAUCGGCCCGCCAUGCUCCAGAAGCCGCCGACGACACUGUCAAGUCAGUGCGCCGCACCCAGUUAAACGGCUCCUCCGAGUCGCUCGCCAACGGAAAGCCCGAACACCACGAAGUAGUCGUCGAUUCUAAAACCCCGCGCCGCCGCUCCCUGCGCAGCUCGGACAAGGAUGUCGAGCCGGUAGAUGAACCCCCGAAGAGCACCCGCAGGCGCCAGAAGCAGGAGGAGCAGCACGACGUCGCCAAGGAGAACGGCGACCUGGAAGGUGCCACGCCGGCCGUCUCGAAGACGUCACGGCGAUCCCAGAAACUGCCGAACGGGGCUGCCGGCGAUGGAGGGGACGACGUCGUGAUGGUCGAGUCGACGCCGUCGCUGCGCAGCGCCUCGCGUCGCGGUCGCCGCGAGAUGUCCGCCGCGUUGGCGGAUGACAUGGACGGGCCCUACUGGAAGCCAGCCGCCGAAAAUGAGCCGGCCAGCGUCGUCCCCUCUCAACUUCCGGCCGGCACGCCCGCUCGCUUCACCCGUGCCUCGUCGGUGAUGUCGGACUGCGGGAGCAGCUACAACCUCCGCAGGCGCCAGUCGAGCCGCGAGCCCGAGCCACAGCCGGUGAACCAAAACAAGGCCACCCCCGCGAAGGCGAACGGCAUCCCCGAGACGCCCAAGCAGCUGGCCCCCAUCUUCGAGGAGUCCGCCAAAAGGAAGUCGGCCGCCAGAAAGUCUAAGGUGAACGGCAGCAGCGCCCCGGCCGACGUCAUCGAGCUGUCCGAC
Messenger RNA from Mesorhabditis spiculigera, 2649 nucleotides. The record is from the annotation of a GenBank genome assembly. Lineage: Eukaryota; Metazoa; Nematoda; Chromadorea; Rhabditida; Rhabditidae.